Messenger RNA from Cyprinodon variegatus (sheepshead minnow), 2929 nucleotides. It is a transcript of the gene ipo8, whose product is annotated as importin-8-like. Gene Ontology annotation, molecular function: small GTPase binding. Gene Ontology annotation, cellular component: nuclear envelope; cytosol. Bases 291 to 2897 code for a protein of 868 amino acids. The transcript is spliced from 20 exons. Gene Ontology annotation, biological process: protein import into nucleus. The record is from RefSeq and is a predicted model, not a curated record. NCBI's taxonomy places the organism in Eukaryota, Metazoa, Chordata, Actinopteri, Cyprinodontiformes, Cyprinodontidae.
GCAGCAGCAGAAGAAGAAGAACCGCUCCGGUUUGUUUACUUUGCGGCGGUGACCAUCCCGCUGACCCGGUUCUAUCAUCCUGCUGACCCGGUUCUAUCAUCCCGCUGAAUCGGUUCUCCUCCAGGACCAGUGGUUCGGGUCCAUCCCCCGGUCUGACAGUGAAUGGAUGGCCGCAAGCCGCUGGUUCUGCCCCGGAAGUUAGUUUCUCUGUUUUCUGCAGAGCAGUUAGCUUAGCUAACGCUGAGCUAGCGCUACGGUAGAACCCUGCAGGGCCACCGAACGCAGCCGCUAUGGACCCGAACCGGAUCAUCCAGGCUCUAAAGGGAACCAUCGACCCCAACCUGCGGCUGGCGGCGGAGAAUGAGCUCAAUCAGUCCUAUAAGAUCAUCAACUUUGCCCCCACACUGCUCCAGAUUAUCGUGUCAGAGCAGGUCGAGUUCCCUGUCCGCCAAGCAGCUGCCAUCUACCUGAAGAACAUGGUGAGUCAGUACUGGCAGGACAGGGAGCCGUCUGUGGGGGAGGUGGUCUUCCCCUUCAACAUUCACGAAAACGACCGGCAGCAGAUCCGAGACCACAUAGUGGAGGGCAUCAUCCGCUGCCCAGAGACCAUACGGGCUCAGCUGACCAUGUGUCUGAGAGCCAUCGUGAAGCACGACUUCCCCGGCCGCUGGACCGCCGUCGUGGAUAAGAUCGACGCGUAUCUGCAGUCUCAGAGCAGCGGCAGCUGGUACGGCAGCCUGCUGGCUCUCUACCAGCUGGUCAAAACAUACGAGUACAGGAAGGCGGAGGAGCGGGAGCCGCUGCUGGCAGCCAUGCAGAUCUUUCUGCCCAGGAUCCAGCAGCUCAUCAGCCAGCUGCUCCCUGACGUCACCAUCUUCUCUGUCCUCAUCCAGAAGCAGGUCCUGAAGAUCUUCCACGCUCUGGUCCAGUACUCGCUGCCUCUGCAGCUGAUCAACAACGCCGUGAUGACGCAGUGGAUGGAGAUCCUGCGGGCCGUCAUGGACCGAGACGUCCCCGCUGAGACCCUGGAGGUCGAUGAGGACGACCGGCCGGAGCUGGCCUGGUGGAAGUGUAAGAAGUGGGCGCUCCGCAUCAUCACCCGGCUGUUUGAGAGGUACGGAAGCCCCGGCAACGUCAGCAAGGAGUACCAGGAGUUUGCCGACUUCUUCCUGAAGACGUACGCAGUGGGCAUACAGCAGGUCCUGCUGAAGGUGGUGGACCAGCACCGGCGGGGCCUCUACGUCACGCCGCGGGUUCUGCAGCAGUGCCUGACCUACCUGAACCAGGGCCUGUCUCACUCCCUGACCUGGAAACAGAUGAAGCCUCACAUGAAGACCAUCAGCCAGGAGGUCAUCUUCCCUCUGAUGUGCUACAGAGAGGAGGACGAGCGCCUGUGGCAGGAAGACCCGUACGAGUACAUCCGGAUGAAGUUCAACCUCUAUGACGACCAUUCCCUCCCAGCAGCCGCCGCUCAAAGCCUCCUCUGUAAAGCCGCCCGCAAGAGGAAAGAGAUCCUCCCUCAGAUGAUGGACUUCUGCCACAACAUCCUGGUGGAGCCCUCUGCUGACCCCCGCAGUAAGGACGGGGCGCUGCACUGCAUCGGGGCGCUGGCCGAGCUCCUCCUUAAGAAGAGGAUCUACAGGGAGCAGAUGGAGCUGAUGCUGCAGAACUACGUGUUCCCUCUCCUCAACGCCCCCAUGGGUUACCUCAGAGCCAGGUCCUGCUGGGUGCUGCACUGCUUCAGCCCGCUGCGUUUCCAUGACGAGCUGGUGCUGAGGAACGCCGUGGAGCUGGUCAGACAGGACCUGGUAGACGACCAGGAGAUGCCCGUGAAGGUGGAGGCCGCCAUCGCUCUGCAGGCGCUGGUCAGCAACCAGGAACAAGCCAAGCUGUACAUCAGGCCCCACAUCCGGCAGGUGAUGCAGCAGCUGCUCCACGUGGUCAGAGAGACGGAGAACGACGACCUGACCAACGUCAUUCAGAAGAUGAUCUGUGAAUACAACCAGGAGAUGGCGACCAUAGCCGUGGACAUGACCCAGAACCUGGCGGAGAUCUUCACCAGAGUGCUGCAGAGCGAGGAGUAUGAGGAGAACGAGGACAAGACGGUGAUGGCUCUGGGCAUCCUCAGCACCAUAGACACCAUCCUCACCGUCAUGGAGGACCACAGGGAGAUCACGCAGCAGCUGGAGGGGAUCUGCCUGCAGGUGAUCGGCCUGGUGCUGCAGAAGCCCAUCAUAGAGUUCUACGAGGAGAUCCUGUCCCUGGCCUUUGGCCUCACCUGCCAGACCAUCUCCCCUCAGAUGUGGCAGUUACUGGGGGUGCUGUACGACGUCUUCCAGCACGACUGCUUCGACUACUUCACAGGUAGAGAACCCCGCAGCGUCGGUGGCUUCAGGCCUGCGGGGGACGUGAAAUGGAGCAUGGGAGGAGGGACGGUUGGAGCUCCAGCAAAACUCAGGCUCCAUGACCGGAAGAUGUGCAUCAUCGGUCUGAGCGUGCUAAUGGAGCUGCCCAGCCAACCGGCAGCGCUGCAGAGGGUAGCGGGUCAGAUCAUCCCCUCCAUCCUGCUCCUUUUCCUGGGUCUCAAACACCUGUAUGCAUCGCGGCAGAUCAACAAACCCGACCUGCUGGCACGCGCUGGGCUCCAUGAUGAAGAUCAGAACGAGGAGAUCCCCAGCGACGAAGACGAGGUCAACGACAGCCAGAACAAGUUACAUCAGCAGGCCAGCCUGACGGCGGGUCAGGGGGAUGACGAUGAUGACGAUGAUGAAGAGGAUGAUUACUGGGAUGAAGAUGCCUUUGAGGGAACGCCCCUUGAGGAGUACAGCACACCUCUGGACUAUGACAAUGGAGAAGACGAGUACCAGUUCUUCACCUCCGCCCUGCUGAGUAAGUGAUGAUGAUGAUGAUGAUGAUGAUGAGGGUUGUG